Messenger RNA from Seriola dumerili (greater amberjack), 1881 nucleotides. RefSeq names its product anthrax toxin receptor 2 (gene antxr2a). NCBI's taxonomy places the organism in Eukaryota, Metazoa, Chordata, Actinopteri, Carangiformes, Carangidae. The transcript is spliced from 17 exons. Gene Ontology annotation, molecular function: signaling receptor activity. The record is from RefSeq and is a predicted model, not a curated record. Gene Ontology annotation, cellular component: membrane. The coding region runs from base 189 to 1424 and encodes 411 amino acids.
GGACCUCAGCGGCGGUUGCUGUGAUCCUCCUGGGUCUGUUUGCUUCAUCUUGCUGGGCAGAGGAAGCAUCCUGUCACGGAGCAUACGACCUCUACUUUGUUUUAGACAGGUCUGGGAGCGUUGCUACCAACUGGUUCGAGAUUUACUCAUUUGUGAAGAAUCUUACAGACAGGUUUGUGAGCCCCAGAAUGAGAGUCUCCUUCAUUGUUUUCUCAGCCAGAGCACAAGUCCUGCUGCCUCUGACUGGAGACAGAAACGAGAUAGAAGCGGGUCUGAAGCGCCUGCAUGACGUGAAGCCAGCAGGUGAAACAUACAUGCACGAGGGACUAAAAGAGGCCUCCGCUCAGAUUCAGAAACAGCCGCCCAAGUCCUCCAGCAUCAUCCUGGCUCUGACGGACGGGAAACUUGAGGUGUACGUGCACGACCUGACAGUGAAACAGGCUGACGAAGCGAGGAAAUACGGCGCCCGUGUUUACUGUGUGGGUAUCAAGGACUUUGACGAGCAGCAGCUUGCUGAGAUCGCGGACACCAAGGACCAAGUGUUUCCUGUCAAAGAUGGCUUCCAUGCGCUCAAAGGCAUUGUCAAUUCUAUAUUAAAGCGAUCGUGCACAGAGAUUCUGAGCGUGGAGCCCUCCAGUAUCUGUGUGAAUGAGUCCUUCGACAUCGUCCUCAGAGGGAACGGCUUCGCCAUCGGCCGCAGCAACGAAGGCGUCGUCUGCAGCUUCAUAGUCAACCAGCAAACCUUCAAUCAAAAGCCGAGCGUAGUGCGUAAUGAUUAUCUGCUGUGUCCUGCACCGAAGCUCUAUGAAGUGGGACAGACGAUGGACGUUCUCAUCAGCCUCAACAACGGCAAGUCCUUCAUCUCCAGCGCCUACACCAUCACCGCGUCCACCUGUUCGAAUGGUCUGGCGGUGGCGAUCGUCUUCCUGGUGCUGCUGAUCCUCGUGGCUCUGGCCCUCAUGUGGUGGUUCUGGCCUCUCUGCUGCACGGUGGUCAUCAAAGACCCGCCGCCACCUCCUCCACCUUCCCGUCCUCCACCACCUGAGCCUGAGCCGCUGCCCAAGAAGAAGUGGCCGACUGUGGACGCCUCUUACUACGGAGGAAGAGGAGCCGGAGGGAUCAAACGCAUGGAGGUGCGCUGGGGUGAAAAGGGCUCAACCGAGGAGGGGGCCAGGCUGGAGAAAGCCAAGAACGCCAUAGUGUCCAUACCGGAGGACGUGGAAGAGCCAAUGAUCAAACGUCCUACCCCGAAGGCUGCGCCCUCCUACCAUCAGAGAGAGAACAAAUGGUACCCUCCCAUCAAGGGUCGUCUCGAUGCUCUGUGGGCUUUGUUGGGGCGGCAGUACGACCGAGUCUCCCUCAUGCGUCCCACCACUGCAGACAAGGGUCGGUGUAUUAAUUUCAACCGUGUGCAGCAUCAGUAGAAGAGAAGGACUACUGUGUGAAAACCAACAUGUGCUGAUCGCUGUGGACGAGACGAGAAGAGAAGAAUUUCAGGUUUUUUUUUUCGUUUGUUUUUUUUUGUAGAUGAGUAAUCCUGCAGCUAAAACCACUAUCUGUUCACGCCGCUUCACUCGGUGCAUAAAGUUUCUCCUCUGGUUCUCUGCUUGCAGACCUUUGAGGCACACAGGGUGAGAUGUUAAUAUUAACUUAUUUACUACCUUUUCCUUCAACCGAGUCCCUCCCCCUCUUUUUUUUUUUUUUUGUUUGUUUUUUUUUAAUAAGGGAAGUAAAAGCAGAAGCUCGGGCGCCCCAGACCUCAGCGCUCAGACUCAGUUAGCUUUCCGUGCUCACCAAAGACUUAACAUAUUCUGACCAUAUUGUGCCUUCUGUGAAAAACCAAAUUUCACGGACACAGACGGAAGCUAUCUAAAGGGAAAA